GAAGGGUGUUAUGGCAUUCAGUGGAUCCAUUUUACUCGUGCUUUAGAUUUGAAAGCUUGCAUAGUUUCCGCUGCAGAGCGUUUUUCUGGUCAUAUGUGCCUGUCUAAUCUGUCUAUUCCUUCAACCCUACAGACAACUGUGGGAAGCGCGCGCGUAUGCCCACCGCUGAUGCCAUGUGGUCAAAGCAGCUGUGCGGCUGAUAACCAAUGACAGGCAGCAGAGACGCCGCGCGGAGCUGAAGGAUGCGUCGCGUCGCGUCGCGCCCCGCUGAUAUUUAAACCAUUCUCACAUCGCGUAUGCCAGAGAUGCGAGCUGCAGCGAUUUCUGCGCUAAGAACGGAAAGAUGCUGCCUUCGUGGAUUCAUGGAUUAAGCUGGAUUUCAGGACACACCUGUAGAUUUUUCACCUAGUUUUCUGCAUAAUGCCUUAUCUGAGACAGUUCCUAGUUUUAGCGCUCUUCCUGGGCUCGUUUGGGGAGUGCCGGAAUAAACACGCAACGAGAGAGAGAAGGUGGACCGGAGCUGUGGACACCCAGAAGCAUGGGACCUCCCUGGCUAAGAAGCCGCCAGAUGUGACAAAAUCACGGCGACUGAAAACAGAGCAGUUGUUGAAAGUGGACGAUCAUGAUUUCACCAUGAGGCCCGCAUUUGCAGGUCCUGCAAUUCCAGUGGGAGUUGAUGUACAAGUGGAAAGCUUGGACAGUAUCUCAGAAGUAGACAUGGACUUUACUAUGACAUUAUACCUGAGACACUACUGGAAGGAUGAGCGCUUGUCCUUCUCCAGCACCACAAAUAAAAGCAUGACUUUCGACGGCCGCUUGGUGAAGAAGAUCUGGGUUCCUGAUGUCUUCUUCGUCCACUCUAAAAGAUCUUUUAUUCAUGACACCACCACAGAAAACAUCAUGCUGAGAGUCUUCCCUGAUGGCCACGUUCUCUACAGCCUGAGGGUCACAGUUACAGCUGCCUGCAACAUGGACUUCAGCCGUUUCCCACUGGAUUCACAAACCUGCACUUUGGAGUUGGAGAGUUACGCCUACACAGAUGAGGAUCUGAUGCUGUACUGGAAAAGUGGAGAUGAGUCUUUGAGUAUAGAUGAAAAAAUCUCUCUCUCUCAGUUCCUCAUACAGAAGUUUCACACGACCUCUCGGCUGGCUUUCUACAGCAGCACAGGAUGGUACAACCGCCUGUACAUAAACUUCACGCUUCGCCGCCACAUCUUCUUCUUCCUGCUGCAGACUUAUUUCCCUGCCACGCUUAUGGUUAUGUUGUCCUGGGUGUCGUUCUGGAUUGAUCGCAGGGCUGUUCCAGCCAGAGUUUCAUUAGGUAUUACCACAGUGCUCACCAUGUCCACCAUCAUCACAGGGGUGAACGCCUCCAUGCCCAGAGUCUCCUACAUCAAAGCUGUGGACAUUUACCUGUGGGUCAGUUUUGUGUUUGUGUUCCUGUCCGUCUUGGAGUACGCGGCAGUUAACUACCUGACCACGGUCCAGGAGAGGAGAGAGCGUAAGCUCAGAAAUCGAGCAGCUCAAGAGCAGUCUUUGCCGUGUACCUGCGGUAUGUCCCACACCAGGACCAUGAUGUUGGAUGGGACCUACAGUGAGGCUGACGCCAACAGCUUGGCUGGCUACACAGAGGCUCCCAUGGUUCACGAAGAAUUGGUGCCGGAGAAACAGGAACAUAUGGUGGUUCACCUGUCAAUGAGCAGCGAGUCCACCACCACUAAGAAAAAGGGCAUCCGGGCCUUCCGCAUCAUGCAGAACACGCAUGCCAUUGAUAAGUACUCCCGCAUGAUCUUCCCGGGAGCCUAUAUAGUUUUCAACCUCAUUUACUGGUCGGUGUACUGCUGAUCGUUCUCCAGCAUCUUACACUCUUUAAGACUUUUGGAGGUUUACACAACCAUCCUUCUGACUUUUUGCUGCAACAUUGGUUCAUGCGAUACCAAACUGCAGUCACUUUCAUUAGCAAAAAGACUGGAGGAAUAUGGUUGAGUGCUUUGUAUAGGCCUUUUCAGGUUUAUGACAAAUUAACUGUAAAACGUUUAUCAGACUUUUUGUAUGGGAUUGUGUUUUCUCUUCAUGUUUGCGUCUUUGGUCUAUGGUAUGGUAUGUACAGAGCAAAGUCUGAUUUUAGCAACUCUUUUAAAUGUGUACUAAAUAAUUUUUUUCCACUUUUACUUUUUAUACCUAAAAAAAAAUAGUACUUUUAACAGAGAUGUUGAAAGAAUAGUUAAGAGAUCCAGUCAUAUCAUUGGCCUAAAAAUCCUGUUUUUUUUCUUCUACAUAUGGUGGGCUGCACCCUCAUGGGAGCCGCCAUGUUUAGAUCACAUGACCAUCUGUUUUGUGCAGUUUUAGCAAUUUAAUACAUUUAUAUAUAUAUUUAGCAAAGAUUUAUACAUAAUUUUUUACAAAAAACAAAACAAAAGGCCAUAUAAAACAAACCAAAUACAAUAUAAAGAUGCAACUCAACAAGAAUGUUGUCAUCAGACAAAAAAAACCCAAAAAGGAACAGGACAGAAACAAAUAACAAAAUAACUGCUCCGAUGUAAAGUGGCAGUGGUUAAUGAAUUUAAUGUAAUGAAUUAACACUAACUUAAAAUUAUUUUGUAAACCUUUAAAGCUACACUGUGUGAUUUUUACGCCCAUCUAGCGGUGAAAAGGUAUAUGA
Molecule: messenger RNA, 2662 nt
Organism: Pimephales promelas (fathead minnow)
Lineage: Eukaryota; Metazoa; Chordata; Actinopteri; Cypriniformes; Leuciscidae
Gene: gabrr2a
Product: gamma-aminobutyric acid type A receptor subunit rho2a
Biological process (GO): monoatomic ion transmembrane transport
Cellular component (GO): membrane
Molecular function (GO): GABA-A receptor activity; extracellular ligand-gated monoatomic ion channel activity
Source: RefSeq, a predicted model, not a curated record